AGGAAGUUGAUAUCAUGUAGAGUAAAUUUUCCUUUCUCUCCAGAAACACAAAUUUUGAUAGUUUUUACAGCUCUAUGUUGCCAUGAGUUCUUCAGCAAUGUUGUUCCUUGUUCUCGCAUUUUCGUUCAAUUUAGAAGCAGUGAACUGUUUUAUGUUUCGUACGAUACCCAGUCACGCAUUUAAGGGUCUCAAUUCGCAAACGCUCUACGACCUAGAUUGGCUGAGUUGUUUAGAAGCUUGUAGCCGCAGCGAGACAUGCGUGUCUUAUAACUACAACUCGCUUCCAGAUAUUGAAGAACAAGGGAAUGUAUGUGAAUUGAUUAGCGGAGACAAAGAUCUUGGAGAGUGUGAUACCAAUCGUCUUGUUUACCAACCUGGUUACAUGUUUCAUGCGAUAAAACUCAGCAGGAAGGAAGCAACCGAGAUAGUGCCAUACAAAAAGACGGUGAAAAAUAAAGGCUUCACAGAUUGCUACGAGUUAUUUCAAGCGGGAAGAACACAAAGUGGAGUCUACACAAUCACCCCUGACGGCAAAAACGAGUUUGAAGUCUUCUGCGAUCAACAAAAGAGAAACAGUGGUGGAUGGGUCGUCUUCCAAAAGCGAUUCCAUGGCUCGGUUGACUUUUUCCGAGACUGGGCGAGCUACAGAGUUGGAUUUGGUAACUUGACAGGCGAGUUUUGGCUCGGUCUCGACAAAAUACACCGACUGACGUCCCUGAAACGGACUAUUUUGCGCGUAGAUCUCGGUGAUUUCAAUGGAGACUCUGCAUACGCCACGUACGAUAGGUUUCAAGUUUUAAGCGAAGAAAACUCAUACGCGCUCCAUCUUGGAAAGUAUUCAGGAACAGCCGGUGACUCCUUGAGGUGGCACGAUGGUUUAACUUACUCCACCAAGGACCAUAAUAAUGGGGACUGCCCUGCUAUAGAAUGUGCCAAUAUGUACCAUGGGGCGUGGUGGUAUGGAGCCUCCAUCCGAUCACACCUUAACGGCAAAUACUAUAUGACACCGAAUGCACCAGCAUACAAUGGUAUCAUUUGGGCAGACUGGAGGGGAUUUAAUACCUCCCUGAAAUGGACAGAAAUGAAAAUGAGACCCAUGUCUUGACUGUACAACAGUCAGCUAACAAGCUCUUCUUGCAGGGUAAUGUUCGUUUCCUCAAGCUCUCUAAAGACACAUAUACCCUAAGUUGCAUAGAUUUAAAAUAGGAGUCUUCAAUCUCAAAUCCUAAUGCAAACUUAUUGUCGACAAUAAAAAAAAGAACAAAAUAUUCAUCGUCCCGGCUAUGCCAAAUUAAUUUGAUUUUGAAGCACUGGUAGCGGAUACGUCUGAAUGUAUCCGUUAGAAUACAUAUGAAAAGUGAAAUGAAAGGAACGAACAGAAAUAAAAAAAUCAUCACGCAAAUUCAUUGUGGACUAUACAAAAAGAAUAAAUUAUUGAUGGCCCAUACUACGCAGAUUAAUUUCAAAUUUAAGCGCCGGCGGAAGCUGAAUGUAUUCUAUAGAACACAUAUAAAAAGUCAAAUAAACCUAACAAACGAACAAACAGAAACAAAAAAAAAAAACAAAGAAAAAAAAAACAAAUUGAUAACGAUAAAGACAAAAACAAAAAGAAUCAUAUAGAAGACGACCGAAAAUCUUAAGCGAACAAAAACAAACAAAAUCAAUAAAUAAAUAAAACACAAAGGCAAAGGAAUGUGACAUAUGCGUUUUCUAAUAGCUUUAUUUUCGGUCCGGAGUAAAGGUCCAAAAGUGGACAGUAGGUAAAACCACCAGCAUUGAUAAAGUUCCCUUUUCAAAUUUCUAUGGCGUAAUUUGGACGGAGCCUGAGAAAUAACUUGACACAGUGAGCACAUUAGAAGACGAAAAAGUAAAGCUGUUUCCCACUAAUUAUACGUAAUCACAACAACAGGGUAGUGGAGGAGGGAU
Molecule: messenger RNA, 1926 nt
Organism: Stylophora pistillata
Lineage: Eukaryota; Metazoa; Cnidaria; Anthozoa; Scleractinia; Pocilloporidae
Product: fibrinogen-like protein A
Source: RefSeq, a predicted model, not a curated record